This is a messenger RNA of Mercenaria mercenaria, 6357 nucleotides long. RefSeq lists its product as uncharacterized. The coding region runs from base 7 to 1398 and encodes 463 amino acids. The transcript is spliced from 3 exons. NCBI's taxonomy places the organism in Eukaryota, Metazoa, Mollusca, Bivalvia, Venerida, Veneridae. The record is from RefSeq and is a predicted model, not a curated record.
CUAAGCAUGAUGCCCAAAGUGAACCUCACCCAUGUGAUUAACGAUACAGAAAAUUUGGACCAAGCUUCUAUUGACCUUGAUUUCAAACCAUCUGCAAACGUAUUCAAAUUUUCGUCCAAUAAUCCGGAAUAUGCAUCAACAUGGAGUUUUAAUGACAACGACAUUUUUGCAGGGUUAUCAACAGAAAAUCCGUUGCCUAGAAGAAAUAAAUUUCAUGUUUCUAAUAUUAAAGGAAUAAUAUAUCCGGUGUUCAUAUGUGCAUUUUUAGUCUUAGAUAGUCUGCUAUUAAUUUACAGAUUUUCGUGGAUGGUAAAAAGUUUGAAAAUUUUUAAGAAUGGCUUAGAGGAAAGAAUACCUUACGAUUCAAUGACGCGUAAGAUAUAUUUUAUUUUGACGGGGAAAGAAGUUCCACGCCCCGAGGACAGUUUAGAUCAUCCAUACGAUUAUUAUAUGCAUAACAGAGAAAACAUUUGGGGCGAUAAUACCGAACUUUAUUUUUUUUAUUGUAACGCCCCAACGAAAGCCAAAGAGGAGAUUUUAAAAGAUAUUUGGCAGCAUAAACAACAACAGAAUCCGAAACAGGAGGAAAAACCAAAAGAUAAAAAUUGCUGUGUAGACUUCAUUUUAAGUUUUGUGAAAUCAACAUAUAGAUUACUUAUAUCUCCAGUGUUUUGGAGACUAGUAUUUAUUUGUGGAUUUGUGUUAAUUUUAUUCCUGGUUGCUAAAGCAACCAAUGACCUUGUAACUUUAGAGUCGGCCAUGUUUUUAUUGGACACGGAGGCUAUGUUGCCGAUAUUAGAACGUCAAAAUGACGUUACAAAUGCCGUUAUAUCCGAGUACGGCUCUUACCUCAAUGACUUUCUUGUUGGAUAUAAGGAGAAGUUGGACGGGGAGGUGCAAAUGGUUAACAAUAUACUCUUAAACGUUGCAGAACGACAAAAUAUGCUGCUGAACACAAUGAUCUCAGAUAUGUGCAAUUUAGCGGGACUUGACAUGUGCACUGACGGAACAAAUCUAGUCACAAUGUCCCUUACUUCAUGUAAUUUCUUGCCAAUACAUGCUAAAAUGUUUGAAGGAUUCCACAAGUCAGUGCUUUUAGAAUAUAUCCAAAGAGAGUUGUCUCCCUUAGUCCUGAAUCUCCGGAGUAUUUUGUUCAGUUCCAUGUAUUUACUGCUCGCAUGUGCAGCGGCCAUGUUACUGUGUCAGGUCACAGCACGUGUAAUCUAUGUUCAUUUGAAAAACUCACGGCACAUGAAAAUUACCAAGAUUUAUCAGUUGCCUAGCACCAUGAGUGACCAGUGGCACGACCAGCAGUCUUUACGGGAGAAGGAAAUGUACAAUAGUCAGUCUGUGAUCGCAGAAAGCUGUGAAAGUGGAGUGUAUGAUAUGACAAAUUAAACCAGAUUGUGAUUUUUUAGGAAAAUAUAAUUAUAAUUGAAUAAUUUGUGACUGUUUUUGAAAAUACGAAGUAUUCAAAAACUGUGUGAAUUUGUUACGUUUAGGCAGACAUGACUUUGAGCGAUGUCACAUCUAAAAAUACUUGUUUACAGAAAGACAUUUUGUUUGGACAAUCUAAAAGUGAAUUUAUGUGACUAUUUUAUACCAUUUUGAGGGUAUUUCCUUUCCAUUUAAUUUCAAAAACAGACUCUUCAUAUAAUGAAUAAAUAGUCAGUCCCAUGGUCCUUGGCAAUUACAGAAUAAAUUACUGUGGAAUCACUUAUAUUCUUUGGUGACUAUUUUUUGUGGAUUUCGUGGUCAAGUCAUUCCCUGAAAUUAAAUCCUAACAAAAAAGUAAAUUUUCAUUCAUUUACAGUUCAGAGGUCAAUAUUACAAAAUCAUCCCCACGAAGUAGCUGUUUUGACCAAACUCACAAAAUUUCAUGCCGAUGAAAACAAAGGGGGGAGGGGAGGUCGGUCGGCCUCCAAAUCCGCUCUCUAAGUCAAACAGUUUUCAUCCAAUCUUCGCCAAACUUGGUGACAAAGUUUGUGGGCAUAAUAUCUCGGCAAAGUUUGAUAACCAGCAAAAUCAGUCCAGGCACUCUUUAAGUUAUGGCCCUUGAUUUACUCAAAAUCUGCAAAUUUAGACUUGCAUGUCACUCUCUAAGUCAAAUAGUUUUCAUCCGAUCUUCACCAAACUUGGUGACAAUGUUUGUGGGCAUGAUAUCUCAGCCAAAUUCGAUACCAGCAACACCCCCCAGGCACUAUAGCCCUUGAAUCUGGAAAUUAAGCCUUUUCCACCCUCUAAGUCGAAUAGUUUUCAUCCCAUCUUCACCAAUCUUGGUGACAAUGUUUGUGGGCAUAAUAUCUCGACCAUGUUCGAUAAUCAGCAAAAUCACCCCAGUCAGUCUUGGAUUAUCGUCCUUGAAUUACUUGAAAAAUUGCACAUUAGCCUUGUCCACUCUCCAAGUCAAACACUUUUCAUCCAAUCUUCCACAAACUUGCAGAUAUUGCUUGUCUGCAUAAUAUCUGAGUCAAUUUCUAUAACUAGCUAAACUGCUCAAGGCACUCUUGGAUUAUGGUCCUUGAAUUCUGCCAAUUUACCCUUGUCCGCUUCUUAAGUCGAACAGUUUUCAUCCAAUCUUCACCAAUUUUGCUGACAAUGUUUGUGGGUAAAAUAUCUCGGCCAAGUUGGAUAAUCAGCCAAAUCGCCACAGACACUCCUGGAUUAUGGUCCUUGAGUUAGGCCAAAUUUGAUGACGGGCAUAUUUUGUGACAGUCUGCUACUCGUGAUUUAUCUUGCAAAAAUGAAAUAUUAUUUUUUUGUAAAAAUGAUUUGCUAGUUAUUUUGUUUUCAGCAUUUCGGUUUUACGAAUGAAAGGUAUGAUCUUAUAACUAAUUUAAAGUAAAAGUGUCUGAUGUCACUUUAAGGCCUCUGUAGUAUCCAUAGUAUUUUUCCAAUGUUAAUUAUUGGCAUAUUUAUAAAGUAUCUAUAUGUUUAUUUUCUGCAUAAAUAAUGUUUGCCUUAAUUAGUUACAAGUUUUCGUUUAGAAGAAAAUCAAGUAAAUUCCGUCUCAACUUGUCUAGUUGUUCGGAUUAUCUUUGAAAUGGGGAUUCCACAAGUAAACAAGUCAAAUGGUUUAUCGCGGCCAGAAAUUUGUACAAACCGGACAGAAGUUGCGAAAUUGUCAUUUGUGCAGGAAAGAAGCGUUUACCAUAAUGUCCAGUACUGGACAGGUAUAGUGACCAUGCACGGACACAGCCAAUUUUCUCAGAGGGGGUCCGAUCCCCUGCCCCCGAUCCCCCCCUUGGAAAUUUUGAAAUUUAGCACUUCAUUUUUUGCAUUCUGGGACAGUUUUAUGGACUAACCUGUUAAAUUUGGGAAAAAUGAUAAAAUCAAGCUUUCUUGAAGGUAAAAUUCUUAGUUUCUUUUAGAUAAAUAAUAUGAAUUAUGUCGGGGUCGUAUGUAGCAGCAGCCGCAUAUACUUUACAUGCGGUCCUAAUGUUGCCUUUUUCGAAAAACAUUUUCUUUCCUUCUUGUCUUCUUUCCUUUUUUAAAGAUUUUCCAGAGGGGGUCCGGACCCCCGGUCCCACCCCCACUCUGGAUCCGCGCAUGGUGACAUAUCAUGCUUUCUGUUUAUGCAGGUAAACUUGUGUUUGGUUAAAUUUCAACAGAGCACAAUUGUCUGAACAGUGUACAAACUCAUUACUGUUUUUUCAGGCAAGGGUGGAAAAAAAGUGGUAGAAAAUGAAAGCAGUAACAUUUUUAUUAAAAAAAAAUGAACAAUGAGACAAACAUUUCCAACAUCUUUGGAUGGUUCAAAAAUCCCAUGUUAAACAUACGAUAAAGCCCGAAACGCGUGAAAAUGUUCCGAAUGUAAAUCGGGUGAAGUAAGCGCUCUAUGUAUGCGUCUGGAUUGAUUAAACUGGGCGAAUCUACUUACUUAUUACUUGAGGAUGAAAAAAACGUGUUUUUUAAAUGUUGCUCUUAAACAAGGGUGGCGGUUGAACUACUAAAAGUACAAAACAGUUAAUUCACAACAAAUCGUACGGUAUGUUUUAUAAUCAGUAGAAGCUAGUCGUAUUUACGCUUAUGAGACCUGUUUCACCCACAAGUAAAGAAUUCACAGGUCCAUCAUGAAAUAUUUUCCCCAGCGCACAUACUUGUCCUAUUCAAAAUGGGCCGCGAUCAAUAAUGCGAUUUGUUAUUUUCAUUUCAAGAGGAAACGAGCUAAUUACAUAUAUGCAAAUAUCAAAUGUUUAGGAUAGUUACUUUGUAUACUUUGAGUGUUUUCACCAACUCAAAAUGAUUCUUUAGAAUGGAACAUUUUUAAAGUGAUGACUCCAGUAGAUAUUUUUUAUUUCAUUAACUGGAUGCCUGCUCUCGUACUAACAUCUCAGUUUUGAUAUUUGCUUAUGAACAUGAUUCCAUUUAACCGUUUUAGCUCACAUGCCACAAAGUGACAAGGUGAGCUUUUGUGAUUGUGCAGCAUCCGCUGUCCGUGCAUCCGUAAACUUUUGCUUGUGACCACUCUAGAGGUCACAUUUUUCAUGGUAUCUUUAUGAAAGUUGGUCAGAAUGUUCAUCUUGAUGAUAUAUAGGAUAAGUUUGUAACUGGGUCACGUGCGGUCCAAAACUAGGUCAGUAGGUCUAAAAAUAGAAAAACAUUGUGACCUCUAUAGAGGCCAUACUUUUUAAUGGAUCUUCAUGAAAGUUGGUCAAUAUGUUCAACUUGAUGAUAUCUAGUUCAAGCUUGAAACUGGGUCAAGAACCAUCAAAAACUAGGUCAGUAGGUCGAAUAAUUUUUCCAUAUUUUUCAUUGGAUCUGUAUGAAAGUUGGUCUGAAUGUUCAUCUUGAUGAUAUCUAGGUCAGGGUUUAAACUGGGUCAACUGCGGUCAAAAACUAGGUCAGUAGGUCUAAAAAUAGAAAAACCUUGUGACCUCUCUAGAGGCCAUAAUUUUGAAUGGAUCUUCAGGAAAACUGGUCAGAAUGUUCAGGUUGAUGAUGAUAUCUAGGUCAAGUUCAAAACUGGGUCACGUGCUAUCAAAAAACUAGGUCAGUAGGUCAAAUAAUAAAAAACUUUGUGACCUCUCUAGAGGCCAUAUUUUUCAAGGGAUCUGUAUGAAAGUUAGUCUGAAUGUUCACCUUGAUGAUAUCUAGGUCUCUCUAGGGGCCAUACUUUUGAAUGGAUCUUAAGAAAAAUUAGUCAGAUAUCUAGGUCAAGUUCGAAACUGGGUUAACUGCAGUCAAAAACUAGGUCAGUAGGUCUAAAAAUAGAAAAACCUUGUGACCUCUCUAGAGGCCAUAUUUUUCAAUGGAUCUUCAUGAAAAUUGGUCUGCUUGUUCAUCUUGCUGAUAUCUAGAUGAAGUACGAAACUGGGUCACAUGCAGUCAAAAAGUAGGUCAGGAGGUAUACAAAUAGAAAAACUUUGUGACCUCUCUAGAGGCCAUAUUUUUCAUGAGAUCUUCAUGAAAAUUGGUGAGAAAGUUCACCUUGAUAUCUAGGUCAAGUUCAAAACUGAGUCACGUGCAUUCAAAAACUAGGUCAUUAGGUCAAAUAAUAGAAAAACCUUGUGACCUCUCUAGAGGCCAUAUUUUCCAAUGGAUCUUCAUGAAAAUUGGUCAGAAUUUUUAUCUUGAUAUUUAGGUCAUGUUCAAAACUGGGUCACAUGAGUUCAAAAACUAGGUCACUAUGUCAAAUAAUAGAAAAAAACUACGUCAUACAAAGUUCAAAACUGGGUCAUGUCGGGGCAGGUGAGUGAUUCAGGACCAUCAUGGUCCUCUUGUUCUUACAUUUUGUUAUCACUGGUGCCAAGGACGUAAAUUGAUAGAUAUUUACGAUAUUACUGUUACACACAAAGAGUAAGUUCACAUCGAAGAUUUAGGGUAGAGUAGAGACUGGCUCAAUACUCGAUAACCCAUUUGAACGUUAUAAGUUAGUACACCAAUCGUACCUUCCCUAUUGAAGAGCUGAACUCUACAAACUCCACGGCGAGGUAGGGUUUACUGGUUCCUUGCUUUUCAUCACAGCACACAAUGUGCAGGGGAAAAAAGUUUUAAUAUUUCCAGGGCCCAAUUUUUGAUUGGUCAGUUACUUUACUGGUGGGAGUAAGCACAAUUUACACAACAGGCUACUCUUCAUUAGAGCUUCCAUGUGAACUUCCCCAAAAGGUCUACCUAGAUCCAAUGAACCAUGAAUAGUAUUCAUUGUACACGAUGGUUGGCCAUUGUGUUGUACACAAUGGAAGAUACUUUAUAAUAAAAUCUUUUAACUAAGCUAUGAAUUUACAGACCUGAUACCAUACCGCUCUACCAUCAAUUAUAUCAAGAUAUCAUUUAUAACAUGUUAAUAUGAUUUUGCAUAUUUCUUCUGAUCAUAAUUGAUAUAUUGAAUCUUGUGAAAUAAAAUUUAUAAAACAA